CAGGGCCGGCGGCUUGCGCAAGCGCAGCCUAGCGGCGACGCGGUGAAGAUGGCGGCCUCCAGCUGGGUCCGCGCGGCCGUGUUCCUACUCUGCGCCUCUGAUCUGCUGCUGCUGCUAUCGCCUGGGGCCGGUGCGGACGAGGGCACGGCCGGUAAGCCCGGCGAGGCUGCUUCCCCUCCCCCGAAGAAGAAGAAGAAGGACAUUCGCGAUUACAAUGAUGCGGACAUGGCGCGUCUUCUGGAGCAGUGGGAGAAAGAUGACGACAUAGAAGAAGGAGACCUUCCAGAGCACAAAAGGCCCUCUGCACCUGUCGACUUCUCAAAGAUAGACCCCAGCAAGCCAGAGAGCAUAUUGCAAUUGACGAAGAAAGGGAAGACGCUCAUGAUGUUCGCCACCGUGUCAGGAAACCCCACGGAGAAGGAGACGGAAGAAAUCACCAGCCUCUGGCAGGGCAGCCUUUUCAAUGCCAACUACGACGUGCAGAGGUUCAUUGUGGGCUCCGACCGCGCCAUCUUCAUGCUGCGUGACGGGAGCUACGCCUGGGAGAUCAAGGACUUUUUGGUCAGUCAAGACAGGUGUGCUGAUGUCACUCUGGAGGGACAGGUGUACCCUGGCAAAGGAGGAGGCGGCAAAGAGAAGAACAAAACAAAGCAAGAGAAGGGCAAGAAGGAGGGAAAACCGAAACCCCGGGCUUCGAAGGAAGACAAUCGAGCCGGGAACAAACGAGAGGACCUGUAAUGGGGCAGCUGCGGCCGCUGCAGGAGCAUGCGGGACAGAGCACAGCCAAGGCUCUUGGGGGUGGGGCAAGUGUGGGGCACUGCACACCAGACAGAACUCUGCCUCCUUGUACAGAGGGUCUGCCGCAUGGCCGGUUCGUGGUCAGAGUAAGAAUCACUGUUGAAAAGGCUGAAGUAAGGAGAUAGGUUUCUUGUUAACGCUGGACACUGCCAAGUUCAGGCUUACUAUAAAACCUCUUUACGUGGAGACCCGACUGUUGCUUUUUCUCAUUUAAAUUUUGGGGAGCUGCUGACUGCUCUGUCAACCCCCCCCAGUGCACCUUCUCUGUUGUGUGUCCUGUGGGGGUCCACAUGCUUCACGUCCUGUUAACACUGGAAGGUACCAACUUCUUAUCAAGACAGAUGUUAAGCCUUCAUUUAAGUGAAUUGAGCUUCUCAUGCCACAAAAAAUCAUUUUCAUUGCUAUUGAAAACGUGCCCUGAGCGCCCCGCCCAGAGCUCAGGUACUUAAAUGUGCGACCUGGGCACCAGCAGGCAUGAGUCCCGCACCUGCAGAGAGUGCAGAGGACAGCAGUCAUGUCACUCGGAGCUCCCGAGGGUUUCCUUUGAAUGUCUUGCAUUCAGGCCGGUGUCAUGUCAGGUGGCCAGUGAGAUUCAGGGUCCUGUUCUGUGUCCUUAUUUAGGAAACUGAUGCUCGUGUUGGGGUUUGCGUGUUUCAUCGGAGGUGGCCGUUUUACAGGACAGGAAUUGGGGGCUGGCAGAGUCCUCUGCAGAGUGUGGCAGGACACCUGGUAACCUCAUUCAUCUGUAAAUGUGUUUCUUUGAUAAAGUGCCUAAAUUUGUGGUGCUUCCGUAUGGUACUCACAUGAUGCCCUGCCUGCUAAUGUCUGAUGUCACCGUUCGCAUCGGAGCCUACUCUGGGUAAGAGUUACAGAAUUUCUAUACAGAUGUCAUUUUUAAGAAGUAAAAUUGUUUGUAAACACC
This is a messenger RNA of Artibeus jamaicensis (Jamaican fruit-eating bat), 1720 nucleotides long. It is a transcript of the gene MESD, whose product is annotated as mesoderm development LRP chaperone. Bases 49 to 738 code for a protein of 229 amino acids. The record is from RefSeq and is a predicted model, not a curated record. Gene Ontology annotation, molecular function: low-density lipoprotein particle receptor binding. Gene Ontology annotation, biological process: protein folding. NCBI's taxonomy places the organism in Eukaryota, Metazoa, Chordata, Mammalia, Chiroptera, Phyllostomidae. The transcript is spliced from 3 exons.